This is a messenger RNA of Phytophthora sojae, 210 nucleotides long. RefSeq lists its product as hypothetical. The annotation marks the transcript as partial. The transcript has a single exon. The record is from RefSeq and is a predicted model, not a curated record. Lineage: Eukaryota; Oomycota; Peronosporomycetes; Peronosporales; Peronosporaceae.
CUCGCGGACAACAUCAACGCACCCCCCCCCCCUGCGUUUCGCUUUGUGCACGAGCGCAUGGUCGACUUCGCCGGCAGGCUUCAUCAUUCCUGGACGGUGACGACGAAGUGGGACGUGGUUGAGCUGUCGCCUGGUUGGCCGCCUCAGCACCUGCAUCGCGACUUCGUGUCAACGGAGACGGCGGCAACGAUUGAGGCCCAUGAAUGGGUU